AUGCCCCACGAAGGACUGAAAGUCAUCAUUGUAGGCGGAGGUCUGGCCGGCUUGACUGCUGCUAUAACUCUCCGCCAGAAUGGCCACUUUGUCAAAGUGUUUGAGCAGUCUCGUUUUGCCAAUGAGGUCGGUGCUGCUAUUCAUAUGACACCAAAUGCGACCGGAGUUCUUACCCAGCUCGGAGUCGAUCCAGCGAAAAGCGGCGCCGUGCUGCUCCAUCAGUGGUAUUCUGCCUCUGAAGAGACAGUCAUGUAUCCGACAUCCAACAACAUUCUUCUCAACUUUGUCUGCAUCCACUCAGCGGCAAAAUCAGAAACACUUGCAGACGACGAUUCCGCUGCGGGGUCCCAAGUGAAAGUUGCUGGAGGUAUUCGAAGAGUUUCACCCGUCGCUCUCCGCGCUCUUUUGGCCAAGGUCGAUCCGGAUGAGCUGAAACUGUCACCCGCUCUUCGACAUGCAAGCCCUCCCGACUUAUGUGUCUUCCUUGAACGGGGAUUGGCGGCUUCCGAGGUCCCUGAACGACUCCGGCUAUACAACCAAGCUCGAUAUGGGCGUUCCUCAAAGAUCCAAGACCUCAGUCGAGUUGUCGGGGGAGACAAGGUGGCAAAAAUAACGAAACAGACGAACAAAGUUGUCAGUAAAAAAGCUACAUCGACUAUGGGGUUCAGCCACGACGAAAUACAUUUCUCGACACAACUCCCCCGAGAGUACAAAUGGGGUCAACAGCCUCUCCAAUAUCGACAGCCAACAGUCUUUGGGCCAUCACCCGGUCCACGACAAGAUCACCGAGGAAACACGUUUCACCGACUCUUUACCUCAUUCCAUGACGACAAAAACGUAUCAUACAGUUCAAGACCAGUGCGACUUUGCUGCGGAACAUGUUCCCUAAUUCAAGAUACUCCUUUCUCAAAACUCGACACAGUAACCGUCGCCUCCUUCUCUGUCGAACCGCUAUCCAAUAUGGCUUGGCUGGGUGGGGGUGGGGUUGGGUACAACCUCCUCGGCUUUUACAUCCAUGAUGUCUGUGUCGAGCAUCAGAAAGGGGUACAAAGAAAAGGGACAAACUGCCCCGUUAUGCUUGAAAACUUGACAGAUCCCAUCAUUACCGGAAGGGAGGAACUUGGUAUAUCGAAACUUUACUCUGAAAUUGACAUUGAAGAGAGCGACAACACGUGCUCUGUGAAAAUCAGUUGGCGAGGAAACGCGUAUAUGCAGCUGUCAUGGCAACAAUUAACACCAAAGGUCCGAGAAAGUCUGACGGAGCACGAGUCUGAGGGGUCUAUUGUCGGCAGGGCGAGCUGCGAAAGCGAUGUCCUCUUAGCAAACGACACCCGCGCCUCGCACAUCGAUGCGCGGCGUGAGACCCUACCGCAUAAUGCCACUUUCAAGUUCCAGGAUUAUGGCGCAGAAAGUCUACCCACACUACACCAUAUUGUUUCUCGGCUUGCCGAGCUCCCUGUGUUUGAGGUCGUUGGGGGGACUAUAACAGAAUUCCAAGGUGUGACAGACUUUUCUCGCAUAGAAAUAUUGAAUAACUCUUAGCUUCACUGUACGCAAUGCCUUUUUAAGAAAAGAAGGAAAGAAAAAAAAAAGAGCACAGAUAAAUUCCGCAAGUCACGCCCGGGCGGUCUUUUUGGAUACUCAUUACGGGAGGAUGGCUACUUGUUACAUGGUCCCUAAAACAAACCUCCAUUGUUUUAAGCACAUCUUAACCAUGAGAUUAACUAUAAUACCUAUGUAUUCCCAUCCUGCUCUCAGAUGUUACGAAAUUCCCACCACUGCAAUAGAAGCAAUAAACGAAAAACUCUCAUGGCACCAGAUCAAAUUCAUUCCUGCGUCCAUGCUGUCCUGGG
Molecule: messenger RNA, 1853 nt
Organism: Trichoderma harzianum CBS 226.95
Lineage: Eukaryota; Fungi; Ascomycota; Sordariomycetes; Hypocreales; Hypocreaceae
Exons: 5
Coding region: 1-1542 (513 amino acids)
Molecular function (GO): lyase activity; monooxygenase activity
Source: RefSeq, a predicted model, not a curated record